Messenger RNA from Acytostelium subglobosum LB1, 2091 nucleotides. RefSeq lists its product as hypothetical. The record is from RefSeq and is a predicted model, not a curated record. Gene Ontology annotation, biological process: symbiont-mediated killing of host cell. The coding region runs from base 1 to 2091 and encodes 696 amino acids. Lineage: Eukaryota; Evosea; Eumycetozoa; Acytosteliales; Acytosteliaceae. Gene Ontology annotation, molecular function: toxin activity. The transcript is spliced from 2 exons.
AUGUCUUUAUCUAUUACCAAUCCAAAGAACUUUGAUGAGUGGAUCAAGGUCACCCAGGAGUUGACCCAAAUCAUGAUUGAUGAGAAGGCCUUGGUGGACACGAGUCGUUUCCCAUACACCAGAGACAAUUCAAUUGAUAACGAUGUAAUGCUCAAAGUACUCGUCGUUGGAUUGGUCUCAAAUAUCCCUGGUGUCGGUUCACCAUUCGGUGUUGUCAUCGAUGCCAUAUGGUCAAAUGCCCAAGCCCAAGGUAGUGCCCCAGCCUUGCUCUAUGAUGGCUUCCGCAUAAUCACCAAGAACAUGAUCAAUGAAGCACUGGAGAACGAUGAUCUUGAGGACUGCACAGCAGAGAUCAACAAGAUUACGACCGCCAUGACCGACUUCUUCCCCGUGUACAACAAGUGGCUUCUCAAACCACACAAGAAGGGACUGCGUGACUCUUGCAAGGCCCAUUUUGCCACCGUCGAGUUUGCCACCAACAGCAUUAUCCAAAGGGAUGGCUCUGCUCUCCGCAAGCCAACCUAUGGAGUGACCGAGCUGGGCAUGUUCACCGUGGCUGCCACCACAGAGAUCCUUCUUCUCAAGGAGGUUAUCAAAAAUGGCAAGGCCUGGGGCUACACCAACAUCGAUAUGAAGGGCUUCAAGGAUAAGUUAGCCGCGUACCCACGCGACUUCAUGGACUAUGCAAUCAGGACUUACAAACAUGGUGUACAGUUGAUCAAAGAUCGAACCGCCGAGAACGGACUGCCAGGAUGGAUGGCCUUCAACAAGGUGCUCAAGUUCCGAUCAUACUGCGCUCGUUUCGUCUUUGACUACAUGGAUCUAUGGUCACUCUCCGACUCCAAGUUGUUCCCCGAGGGUACUUCCUACAUGAACCCACGCUAUUGCUUCCACGAGUUGGUUGGAGCGCCAGUGCUUGAGAAUCGUGAUGUAUCAAUAGGUGACAGCGAUUACUACAAGACUCUGUCAUAUGAUGCUUUGGAAAGUUGGUUCAACGAUUCAAACAGAGACCAGUUCCAGAAAGAGCUCAAGCAGAUCAUGAUCACAAUCGACCCCCAGCACCCUCCCGGUUUCCUCAAGUCCAUCCAGACCACGUACCGCGAUCCCGCCUACCCCAACUCAGAGAGAGUAGAGACUGAAGUUGGAGCCGAUCCAGUGCCAAACAAGUCCAAUGUCUACAAAUUCCUGCCUCAUGCCGCCACCGAGUCUUUCUCCUAUGGCUUUGGUGUUGUGCCUCGCCAGCUAGGAUUCAGCACCAAAACAGUGAUCAGCACUACGUUCCCAACCACAAGUCUAGACCUCGGUGUUACCUGGCACGAUGGAGAAUAUUAUGACUUUUAUGCCCAUCCCACCAAUAACCAAGAUCCAAACUUGAAUGCUUAUGGAGUCCCUGCCACCAUCCCCAACCACAAGCUUGGAGUGAUCGCUGGCCACACGACAAACUGGGAAAUAGUCACCAACUACUACAAGUCCGAACCAUUCCAGAACCCUAAUAUCAUUAGAGAUGGUGUAAUUGAUGCCGUUCUAGUUGGAAUGGUUCCAUCCAACACAUUCAAUGAGAACUACAUCAUGCCCAAGGUGUGUACGAUGAUCGCUGUUUCCAAGCUGGCCAGCAAGUCUGGUGCUGUAUUUGCUCGUGACCAUCUGAUGCCAACUGUGCACUCAAUGCGUGUUCCCGAUGGAUCGUCCAUUAGCUUCAGGUUCCAGCCAUUCGAGGACACCACCAGGGCAUUCAUGCUUGGUGUGCGUUACUUCACCACUGCCCUAACUGGCACAGUCAAGCUCGAGGUACUCAACAAUAGCAAGAAAGCUGGUGAGCUUCUUGGUGACUUUGAGUUGGAACAAUGCUCAAUGUCGAGUGACAAGUCCAUCCCCUACUACAACACACUCCAGGACAAGACCAUCAUGAUCACCUUGAAGCCCAGAGCCACAGCUUUUGCAGACUUGGCUUUAUACUCGUUCAAGGCUGUUGGAGGUGAGGUCUAUGUCAAUGCCAUUGCCUUCUGGCCAGCUCCCACACAGCCACCUGCAGUGCCCAAGCCACCCACUGGAAAGACUGCACCAACCACAAAGGAGGUACCUUCUGCCUAA